Cyprinodon tularosa is the source of this 2314-nucleotide messenger RNA. It is a transcript of the gene c1qtnf5, whose product is annotated as C1q and TNF related 5. The transcript is spliced from 3 exons. The record is from RefSeq and is a predicted model, not a curated record. NCBI's taxonomy places the organism in Eukaryota, Metazoa, Chordata, Actinopteri, Cyprinodontiformes, Cyprinodontidae. Bases 121 to 873 code for a protein of 250 amino acids. Gene Ontology annotation, molecular function: protein binding.
UUCCCAGCCAAACUCUCAGGUCUAGAGAAGGGCUUUUUUAUUUUUUUAGUGUUUUUCUCUUCAACUCACAAACACCAUCUGAAGCAGCAAGAUUGCACUGAAUCCUGCCACUCCAGUGCAAUGACCUCACUCCGCCUGUUUGCCUUGUUAUAUUCCCUCAUCGCCCUACAAGUCUGUUUUUCCAGCCAGUUGGAAGACAAUAAAAUCCCUCCCAGUCUGUGCACUGGCCACCCUGGCAUCCCGGGCUCUCCUGGGGUUCAUGGCAGUCCCGGUCAGCCGGGAAGAGAUGGAAGAGAUGGGAGGGACGCUGCUCCGGGAGAGAAAGGCCAGAAGGGAGACAGGGGGGAUCCAGGUGAGACGGGGAUGCGAGGCCUAACUGGAGAUAAAGGUUACACUGGAGAAAAAGGGGAGAGGGGCCAGCCAGGAGAGUGUGCAGUGGCUCCUAAAUCAGCUUUCAGUGUCAAACUGUCUCAGGGUCAGUCUUUACCUCAAAAUGUUGGCGAUGCCGUCAUCUUUGACACAAUCCUCCUCAACGAACAGGGGGAUUACAACACAGAGACAGGACGCUUUACCUGCAAAGUCCCUGGAGUCUACUACUUUGCGGUGCACGCCACUGUGUAUCGCGCCAGCCUGCAGUUUGACCUGAUGAAGAACGGUCAUGCUGUGGCGUCUUACUUUCAGUUUUAUGGCAACUGGCCCAAACCGGCAUCUCUGUCUGGCGGCUCACUGCUGCACCUCGUCCCCAGCGAUCAGGUGUGGGUCCAGGUGGCUCUUACAGAGUAUAAUGGGUUUUAUUCUAGCACCAAGACUGACAGCACUUUCACUGGCUUCCUUGUCUACUCAGACUGGAAAAACUCUGCUGUUUUUGCAUGAGGUGUCUGUAAAACAUUCAUAAAGCAAUCCCAAAGAGGCAGAUGAAAAACAAACUCCUUUAGCCUUUCCUUUAUUGCUUUCUGUGGUUGAGGAGCUAAAGUUGAAGGAAUUAGCUGAAACAGCUGCAGUAUUUCUGUGUUUAACUUGUAUAUAUCUACAGAUGAUGUGUCAAAGACGCUGAAUAUUUCUGUUUGUUCUGAAUCUGCUAAACACUUCAAUUGGUGACAUUUAUUUCUUCUCACAGAUGUUGCACAUUGGCUUCUGGAUAGACGCCGGCCUUAGAUUCAAGUAGCUGUCAUGUCAUCGCUGCACUGUGUGCAGUGAAACAUUAAUAAAUCUGCAGACCACAUAAAAGCCUCUCAUAUUUUUGGCCAGAUUUUAGGGGAGAAAGUGAAAAAGGAAAAUAGUUUUCUGAGUCAUUUUAGUAUAACAUAAGCACAGCAGGUCUCUGAAUGCUUUUGUUUGCAAACUCAAACCUUUCCCGACUCCAAUCAGCAGAUUUCUCUGUCUGUUUUGGUUUAUUUCAAGAAUAUAAAACAAAAAGUUCAGCUUGACUUAAUAACAGAUAAUUCGUUACUCUUGUAACCUAACUAUAGGUUUCCACAAAUGUUUUCUAUUAUUCUGUUUUCUUUUUAUCAUAUUAUCAAGACUUCUCUAAUGUCCUUUCAUAUGGAAGACCUAGAGAGUCAUUAAAACAGAAAAACAGCCACUUCAAAUGUAACAUUUAAAUCAUGCUAUUUGAAAAGCAUUUUCUAAUUGCGCGUUUUGUAUUUAUGAAUUUGUAGCACACUGAGGGUCAUGGAAAUGUUAAAUGGAGAGGGGAGGGCAAAAGGAGAAUGCAAUUUCCAAAAGGAUUUGAAAAUGGAAGAUAAAAAGAAAUGAAAUGAGGAAUAAUAUUUUUAAAUGUGUGAUUAGGAGAGGUAUUUGUUUUUUAAUAUUCAAUAUUAAAUUCUGGCAUUUAAUAUUGGAUUAAUAAAUACAAUUUACAACUCCUGUUUAAGAAUUCAAAUUAAAAUGCAUAAUAAGAAAAUGCUUUGAAAUUGGAUUUCAAGUUGCAUGAUUUAAAUGUUACAUUUGAAAUUACUGUUUUUCUUUUUCAAGGACACUCUUGGUCUUCCGUAUUUUUACCAUCCUGGAAUAAGAAUCUACUUCCCAACUUUAAGCUAUUCAAAGCGCAGAGGCUUGACUUCGUACUAAAUCUAAAAAAUAAACUCAUAUCAGCAUUCUUAGCACCUUAUCUCACCUUUAUAUCUCAAUAUAUGACCCGGCUCCUGAUUAUGUGUCUCAGCUUUAAACCAAACACACAGAAUCAUAGUCUUCCAUACAAAACUAAGAAUAUCCGUGUUAAAAACUAAGGGGUCUUCAUCAUGUGGCUCCUCCACCAGUGAACUGUUUAGCUCUGCAACUUGAUCUGUGGAGUGAUUUAAAAACCUAACGAAAA